Messenger RNA from Owenia fusiformis, 740 nucleotides. The record is from the annotation of a GenBank genome assembly. NCBI's taxonomy places the organism in Eukaryota, Metazoa, Annelida, Polychaeta, Sabellida, Oweniidae.
UGAAACGCAAACAUGAAGACGUUCGAUGGAAUCCUUGAUGAAAUUGGAGGAAUGGGAAGGUACCAAAUACUUGCUAUAUUCUUAUUAGCACUAAUUGAGAUCCCAUCGGCGUUCCAUAAUAUCAACUAUGUCUACAUUGGUGCAAAGCAAGACCAUUUUUGUGCACCAUCGGCUGAGUUAUCUGCGUUUAAUCUUACCAAAGAUGAACUGAAAAAUUACACCAUACCGUAUGAAGUGAAAGAUGGAACACGUGAAUACAUGAAAUGCGGACAGUUUCGUCGGAACUAUUCUUCGAUCGGCAAAAAUGAUGUGCAACUCUGGCUUGAUGAAUAUAUCAAAGAGAACUAUACACAACCCGACGAUUUGCCCAUUGAGGAAUGUAGCGGGUGGUUGUAUGCUACGAGUAUAUACCAGACAACCAUUAUAUCCGAGGUGAGUAUAUCAAAAUAAGAAUAUUGCUUUUGAUAAAUGUAUUUAACCAUACUCUGGCAAGUUCGCACGAGUAUCAAUUCAAUGAAAUACUUCAAGUGAAGAUUAUUGAACGUUGGGUUAAGGAGAUGGGUCGAGUGGAAGAUGCGCAAGAGACAUAUCGUUACUGGUUUGUGGAUCAAUUGAAGUACCGGUAGCAGUCAAACAAUAUUUAAAAACAAUUUUUGCCCUUAUUCAUUGCAUACUAUGACUUCUCUUCCACCCGUUUUUAUAAUGACACCAUGAACCCCAAAUAUUUGCCAUCAACGUUG